Molecule: messenger RNA, 498 nt
Organism: Marasmius oreades (fairy-ring Marasmius)
Lineage: Eukaryota; Fungi; Basidiomycota; Agaricomycetes; Agaricales; Marasmiaceae
Exons: 4
Coding region: 1-498 (165 amino acids)
Source: RefSeq, a predicted model, not a curated record
AUGUACUACCUCUCCCUCAAUCGUGCAGCACUCAUCUUCAUCCCACCUCAAGAAGCAUUGAACAUAGCUGAAGCCACUGUGAUACAAGUGAUCAUCAAGUCGGGAAAAGAUCUUCAGCACGGACCCAAUAACACUGACGGCCCAUCGAUAGAUAUGCUGGCAAUGUACUAUGACGUUCAAGUUGAGGUCACCCAAGCUGUGCGAAACCUUCUUGUAUACGACCUGGCUCUUCCUCUAUCCUUUCAAGGACAGAAAAUUGAUAUCGAUGGGAGAAACUAUGUCCUGCACGGGACCAGAAUGCCGUGGUCGAUCGCGGAUAAACUCGCUGGAUCUUUAAGGUGGGGGAUAGGCUCUCAUUCAGAAGUUCGCAUGGCCAAGCAUAAAUGGGUGUUCGAAUUGGAGAUGUUGAAUAACGUGAAGGACGACUCGGAGGAGGUAGAGAUGGAACAAGUCGAGGGCAUGCUGAACGUGCCCGGUUACCGAGGGCUCUUCGGGUGA